UCUGGAUACGAGUCUGGUAGCCUGACUUCUGUAAAGUUAUCUUGAUGUUUAUUGAAUAUGAAAAACGGAUGAAAGCAGAUUGUGAAUAUAAAAAUUGUAGCUACUUACCUAGCUAGCUACUCGUUAUUAUUAUAGUGCCUAAAAACAACAAACAUCAAGAACGUCUUCCUCCAACCAAAUCAACCAUCAAUUCGACAACAGGACAGGAUGUCAAAAUUUAGCUUCAGGAGAAGUGAAAAGAAAGCCUUUAAGCACAUAGCUUAUGGCUUGAUCCCUGCAGCCACCGUAGCCCCCCGGCCCGCUGUACCCCGUACCCCUCCCCCUCGCAGCCCGUACCCCUCUCCAGAGAGACCCAGGUCUGCCUUGGCGGCCGCCAUCUUGUCCUCGUCGUUGACCGGCCGGACCGUGGCCAUCCCUCCCGCACGCCCCAGGUCCUUCUCCGAGAGUAACUGUUCACGCUCAGAGACACACAGCACGUUGGAUCCUUACGCCAGCACAGCGCUCUACACAAGAGACAGAUGGCCAGAGUCUUUGGCUGGCCGGCCUCGCUUGCCCUCCCCUGGGCUCUCUGAAGACCAUGAUGAUGAUGAUGAUGAUGAGAGAGCGGUGCUGUCAGAUGAAGAUGGUCAUGUCUACCAAUCUCUGGAUCGCCAGGGGAGAAGUCCGAUCUACGCCCGGCCUGUAAAACGGGCUGCUGUUCAGUCAGAGGAAGAGGAGGAGACUGAUGACUCAGUCUUCGACAUAGUGUCCCCUCUACCUCCAGAGGAAGCUGAGGUUCAACAGUCUCCAGUUCAGAAGGCCACAUCACCCAAACUAGAGCAGAGGCCUUCGUCUCGUAGAAGCAUGCCUUCCCCAGGUUUGACAGAAGAAAACUUUAGUGCGUCUAAGAAGAGGUCUUCAGCCCAGAAGACCAACAGCUCAGGAAACAGGAGAGAUGGACCAUCAGAGAGAGAGAGAGAGAGAGAUGGACCAUCAGAGGCCAGCGGUGCCUACAGAGAGGUUCUGGACAUGCAGAAGGAGAUGGUUCGGGCUUUAACAGAGCAGAACCAGGCCCUGGGGGCAGACAGGAGGUUGCUGGAGCAGAGGUGUACAGAACAGAGCCUGCAGCUGCAGAGGAGCUACCAGAGGGUCCAGAGUCUGGAGCAGGAACUCAGCAAGGCCCCUGUCCCUAUGGCAGGUGAGCAGGCAGAGCUGCUGAGUCUGAGGCAGCAAGCCCAGGAGCUGGUGGAUGAGAAUGACGGCCUGAAGAUGACCGUCCAUCGCCUCAACGUGGAGCUCAGCCGCUACCAGACACGCUUCAGACCCCUGGGGAAAGAAGAGAGCUCCAGAACCCGUGGCCUGCCACUUAAAGGAUCUGCUCCCCCCUGGCUGCUGGACAUGAAGUAUUUAUCUCCAUUGUUGCUGGCUUAUGAAGACCGGUUGAGUGAGAAAGAUGCUCUUCUGCAGUCCUCGGAGGAGGAGUUGAGGAGGUUCCGGGGCCGUGUGGAGGAGGUGGUGCAGGAGAACCAGAAGUUACACCAGGACCUGAAACAGACAGGAGGAGUCAGCCACAAGGAGUGGAGGCAGCUCCAGGAGCAGGCCCGUCUGGUACUUCAGGAGAACCAGGUCCUGAUAGACCAGCUGGAGGUGCAGCAUGCUAAGGCUAAGGACAGUCACGGGAGACAUUUGACUGAGGUCUCUAAGGUGUGUAAGCAGCUGAUGUUGCUGGAGGCAGAGAAGCAGAGGCUGGAGGGGGAGCUGGAGGAGACGAGGCGAGAGCUCCACACUCUGCAGGCAGAACACCUCCAGACACGGUGCAGUCUGGAGAACGCUGUCAGCUGGGACGAACACCACGCUAUCGCAACCAAACUCAAACGCCAGCUGGAGGCUGAUUCAGGCCGUCAGCAGAGUGUGGUGGAGGAGCUGCAGCAGAGAGUGACUAGUCUACAGACAGAGAAGAACCAUCUGGUGUUGGACAAAACCAACCUGGCUGCUGACAUCCAGAGGAUGGAGGCUGAACUGGAGGUGUCUCGACAUGCCAACAGGAAGGCCCAGAGGCGUAUAGGCCUGUUGAAGCAACAAGUUGAUGACUCUAUAGAGAAGGAGAUGACAGCCCAUCUCUACCUAGCCUCCAUCGUAGCUCUGGCUGAGAAGACCACCCAGGAGAGAGACCAGCUAGUAUACAUGGCCUCUUCCCUAGAGCACGACAAGCAGGGGGUGAUCACCAGGGUUGUGGAGGACACCGUACGGCUUGGAAAGCUUCAAGAGAAGGUCAAGGUGUACAAGAAGCAGGCAGCCUGCAGCCUGGGGGUUCUGGGCCGGAGGCUGGUGGAGCAGGAGGAGGACUUUGCAGGGAGGGCUGCCUCCUACCAGACAGAAAUCCAGCACCUCCAGAGGCUUCUACGAGACAAACAGCAGGACCUGGACGGAGUGCUUCAGCAGAAAAGAGAGGUGGAAGGUGAGUUGGAGGUGGUGUGGGGGGCAGCGACCAGAGAGAACCAAAGGAUUAGGGAGACCCUCCAGGACUCCAGCCCACCUCUCCCCUCCCUCAGCCCAGCCAGAGGGCACCAUGGCAGUGGUCUGAGCGAUGGACCCUCCCCCGGCUGGCUCUCCCACCCCCGGGAUGAGGUGUUCUCCCCCCGUCCGCACCCUGACAGCCGCCCUCCCUUCACCUCCUCUCCCCAGAGCGCCGGCCGGCCCGGCCUCCACCGCAGCCCUAUGUUCGAGUCCGACUCGGACCAGCACCAGAACCCCUCCUCAGAUGAGAGCGAGAAGAACGGCAUGGACUUCUAUUCUUAGUGUCCCUUUUGUAUUGAUCUUACAGAAGACCAGUAGCCUGGUCCCAGAUCUGUUGGCGCUCUUGCUAACUCCAUUGCUCAGUGCCAAGCCAAACAUGACAUGACCAUUCCAUAAGGAGUUGGCAAGAGAGUAGAACCACACUGGCACCAGGCUAGAAGACCAGGUCUGUGUUGGUCAGACUGUUCAAACAAUUCCCAAGGUAUUCACUUGAUGAUUUACAAUGUUAAAACCCAAGUAAUAGUGUGUUUAUUUACGUAGCUCUGUUUUGAGUGUGUAUGAUCUCUGUGUUAUUGAGUAGAUUUGAUGUAUGUAUGGCUGACUCCGUGUCUCGGCUGACUCCGUGUCUCGGCUGACUCCGUGUCUCGGCUGACUCCGUGUCUCGGCUGACUCCGUGUCUCGGCUGACUCCGUGUCUCGGCUGACUCCGUGUCUCGGCUGACUCCGUGUCUUAAUCAAACUGCAUUACUGUGCGUCUAUUAUCCAAUCUAGCUCUUUAAUAAAUGUAUAAUUUUCUGUUCACCUGCUGUCCUGUUGUUCAUCCAUUUAACCGUAAUUACCAGACUUGCGUCCCAAAUGGC
Molecule: messenger RNA, 3355 nt
Organism: Coregonus clupeaformis (lake whitefish)
Lineage: Eukaryota; Metazoa; Chordata; Actinopteri; Salmoniformes; Salmonidae
Gene: cep89
Product: centrosomal protein 89
Exons: 20
Coding region: 208-2778 (856 amino acids)
Biological process (GO): cilium assembly; mitochondrion organization; chemical synaptic transmission
Cellular component (GO): ciliary transition fiber; centriole
Source: RefSeq, a predicted model, not a curated record